AUGUCCAUUGGUAGCCACUACCAAAAUCUCAGAGUGAGCCGCUCAGCUUCAUCAUCUGAGAUCGAUGCCGCACAUCGUCUGAUCCUCUCGCAAAACCAUCCGGAUAAAGUGCAACAACUUGGCCCGUUCGCACGGAGUCUGGCAGCGCAACGGGUCCAUCUAGCCAACGCGGCGUGGGAGGUACUCUCAAACCCGACAAAACGGCGCCAUUACAACAUGGAACUAGCCCAUGAGUCUGAACAACAAGAGUCCUGGAGGAGACAGCGAUAUGCAGGUUCUACUCCCCACAAGCCUAAAGCAACUUCACAAGGGAUGGAUGAUUCUACUGCUUCUUCGGAAUCUGAAACUCCCCCCGAGGAUAUACAUAUCGACGAAGAAGAUGGUGAGGCAGACGACGAAGCUGAUGACCCACACUGUAUAACUGAGUACCUGAGAGCCGAAUACCGCUACGGCAACACGCCCAUCGCUACCGACGUCGAUGUCACCAUCAGCGGCUGGCGCAUCCGCCUACGCAUCUCCUCUAAAUUCCGUUUCCUAAACGACCUUACUGAGCUUUCCGAUCCUAGAGACGACUCACAGAUGGUAGGCUUCGAAAUCGGUCUCCAACGCGCCCGCGAAGUGCACAGUAACCUAGAGAACGUGAUCCCCGAACUCACCAUAGACGUGGAAAUUAUCCCUAGCAAAUUGCGUGUAAGCGGAUUACAGGCUCUACUACGGGAGCUUACUUCAGGUUCCUGCAGCCUUGUUGUAAUGAUCACUGCAAAUCGUAGCGUAUGGCACGAAAUGCCUUGGACGUUUGGUCUGGACUUCGAUAUGAAUCAUUUGGUAAAGGGUUCGUUGAAGCGCGGUACUUGUACGAUUUUUAGUAUCGAUGAGCCGGCUGAGCAUCUGCAAGCAGGGCAAGGACUUGAUACCCCGGAGUGCGUGUUGAAGUGGGACAAGGCGUUGAAAGCAAACAGAUUCCAUCAUCUCGGUGCCGCUCGAGUGGGAAUAUGUGACUACGGUGGUGUGGAGAUGUGGCGGCUGUCAGCUGUAGGGUAUAGAGUGGGGUUUUAA
Molecule: messenger RNA, 1056 nt
Organism: Pyrenophora tritici-repentis Pt-1C-BFP
Lineage: Eukaryota; Fungi; Ascomycota; Dothideomycetes; Pleosporales; Pleosporaceae
Product: DnaJ, DnaJ-class molecular chaperone with C-terminal Zn finger domain protein
Source: RefSeq, a predicted model, not a curated record